AUGACACAAUUAACAACAUCAUUGAGCACCUUGUUUGUGGUGAUUUUGAUGUUGUUGUUAGUACUACUAAUACACCCAUCAUGGUCUUUAAAGGAGCAAGAGCAAGAGCAAGAGGCAAUGGUUGAGAGUGUGGUGGUGGGUGAACAACCAAUACUUGAAAAGAAAGAUCGCUCAACAUCAACGAUGACGACAACCCCUUUAUUAUCGUUCGACUUGGUAUCUUCUUCAAACCGUCAACACCUCAUUGAAAAGUAUGGUGAGACAAAGUCAAAGUCAUUUGUCGAGAUCUCCAUUGGUUCUCAUAUCGAAGGCACAUCUUCAUUUGGUGUAAACACUCCCAAUGGUCAAACUCAUGGUUUGAAAAUGACUAAAAAGAAAAAGAAGAAACAACAACAACAACAACAACCUUUAUCGUCUGAAGACAAGCCCAAGGUACUACCAAAUGAAGAAGAAACAGUUUCUUCAACUGACUCAACAACCUCAACACCAAUUACAACUCUUGAAGAGUUGGAAGCAAAGAGAUGGAAAACAAGACAACUACUAAAUGAAGUAUUUAUUGAAAGAGGAUUCAAUCAAUAUACUCCAAAUAAUCCAUCGAUUGAUUUUACAAAUACUGAAAAGGAAAUUGAUUUAGUAUGGUUAAGAGUCCCACUUCCUACGGUAGAGUAUAAUGAUUUCCCAGAGAAACUAUAUUCAAAGAUUCAACCACCCAAUCAACAAAUUAAUAGGUAUCCAGGUAUGGCUCAAGAGUUGAAUGCUAAACAUUCAAUUGCAAAGAAUAUUAAAAAUAUGAUUAAUCAAUUUGGUAUCAAUGACUUUAAUUUCCAUCCAACAACAUUUGUAUUACCAGAGGAUUAUGAAUCAUUAAAACAACAACCACAAGAUAACAGUGAUUUAUGGAUUAUGAAACCAAAGUUUGGUGGUCGAGGAACUGGUAUCAAACUAUUCAACAAUACCAAACAUAUUCCAAAUGACGAUGAGUAUGUAGUACAACAAUACAUUCGAAAUCCACUUUUAAUCAAUGGUCAUAAAUUCACUAUUCGAAUGUAUGUCUUGAUUACUUCUCUUGAUCCACUCAUUGUCUAUAUUCAUGAUAAUGGUGUAUUAAAAUUUGCUACUACUCCAUUUAAAUCAGAUAAUCAAACAUUUAAUGAUGAUAAUAUGUCAAUGCAUAUUACAAAUCAAGCAGUGAAUUCAGGUAAAAGUAACUUUGAGUAUAGUACCGAUAUCAAUGUUGACAAUGUUGGAAGUAGAUGGAGUCUACGAGCGUACUGGAAAUACUUGCAAGAGAACCAAUUGUAUGAUCCAAACGUUCUUUGGAAUGAUAUCAAGGAAACAAUGGUCAAAGCACUGUUUAGUGUAGAACUACCUGUAUUAUCAAAAACAAACAAUCUUACAAAAUCUUCAUCUUCUUGUUUCCAACUUCUUGGUGUUGAUAUGGAUUUAUUAGACAAUUAUAAACCAAUGUUUAUUGAAGCCAAUACAAAUCCACAACUCGGAGGAUCAUUAGCACCAUUUGACAAUUACAACAAAUUACUUUUAAUUAGAGAGACGUUUGAUUUACUUGGAUACACUGAAUAUGAUAGUAAAAAGGUUAAAAAGGAAUUAAGAUCAAUCGUUAAAUCAAAAUUACAAUUAGAAACCAAAUCAGAAAUGCAACAUCAAAUGGAUAUUGAUCCAAAUCAUUUUAUUAUCAAACCAAAACCAAAAUCCCAAUUUAAAAAAGAAAUUGAUAUCAUUACUCAAUUUGAAUAUGAAAAAAUGCAUAAAGGAAAUUAUCAAAUCAUUUAUCCAACCAUUGAAAUGAUUGAUCGUCUUUCAAAAUAUCAUCAAAAUUCAAAUAGUGAAUCCAAUAAAAUUCUGUAUGACUAUUAUUUUAGAGAAGAGAUGGGGAGUUUAUCGUAUCAGCCUGACCUUUCAUUAAAUAGAACAAGAAUACCUCUAUUUGAAAACAUUCAAAGUCACAACAAUAAUAUGAUCAAAUUCUUUCUUUAUUUACCAGUUGACAGAGUAGAGACACAGUCGUUAGGGUUUGUUCCUCCAACUUUGGAAAAUCAAAAAGAUGAAUUGGUUGAAUAUCUUAAAAAAGAGGUAUCACCAGAACUACUAAAAGCAAAACCAAAUCCUAGACGUGGUGGUGUUGGUCAACCUCUUCAACCUGUACAAUACAACUCGAACGAGUUUCACAAAGAUUGGGCACAAAUAUUGGCACAUCACUUUAAUAUGGGUCAAGGUUCUAGAAGAGGUAGAAGAGGUGGUGCUGCUGUAAAACCAUCCGAUAGAUACAAUAUAUCAAUGACAAGUUAUGAAACCAAAAUGAGAAUUGUAUAUGAAUUGAUGGUAAAGAAGCGAGAGGAAAUAUCAUUUGGUAUUCUAAGAGUGAUGGAACGUGCAUCGGCUACAGAGAUUGUUGUAACCGAGCAUGAACUAUUGUCACUUGUCAUUACUAGUGUUAGUUCAGGUGGUAGUGGUGGAGAGGAUCAAUUCACAUUCAAUAUGGGCUUGUCAGCAAGAUCUAUCACCACUAAAAAAGUAGUCAUCAAUCUUGAAACUGGACAAUUCACCUCAUUCUCUGCAUGUAGUCUUACCCCUAAAAAGACAGAAGCUACUCGAACCAUUUUAAGUGAAUCCAUUCGUUCUGAAAUGGGUAUUGCAAUGACCGACUUGGUUUCUCCACCCAUUGUCGUUGACAAUCCAAUCAAACCAGCCUUUGCCAUUCAAGUCAAUGCUAAUCCAGUUAUUAUGAAAAAGAUUGUUCUCACGCAAGGUACUAGUCUCACGGAAUUAAAGUCAUUGGUUGCCAAAACAAUCAAUCGUCCCGAAUCAGACAUUCAAGCAAUCUACAGAAAAUUGACUGGUAUGGAAAUUCAAGAUCCAGUUCCAAUUGUCGAUAAUGUAAAAGAUGAAAUAUAUUGUAAAUUUAUUGAUAAUACUUUUAGUUGUUAA
Messenger RNA from Cavenderia fasciculata, 2946 nucleotides. RefSeq lists its product as uncharacterized. Gene Ontology annotation, molecular function: tubulin-glutamic acid ligase activity; tubulin binding. Bases 1 to 2946 code for a protein of 981 amino acids. Gene Ontology annotation, cellular component: cilium. Lineage: Eukaryota; Evosea; Eumycetozoa; Acytosteliales; Cavenderiaceae. The record is from RefSeq and is a predicted model, not a curated record. The transcript is spliced from 10 exons. Gene Ontology annotation, biological process: protein polyglutamylation; microtubule cytoskeleton organization.